GAUUUUGCUGGUAUCCUCGUAGACCCAGCUGCUCAGGCCAUUGCACUCUCUCAUUCCAUUUCCUCUGCUUUCCUUUCUCCAUACAAAUGGGUUCAGCAAGAUCCGAGACCCAAAUGACCCCUACCCAAGUCUCGGACGAGGGGGCGAACCUCUUUGCCAUGCAGCUGGUGACCGCCUCCGUUCUCCCUAGGGUCCUCAAGACCACCAUCGAGCUCGACCUCCUCGAGAUCAUGGCCAGGGCCGGGCCAGGUGCCUACCUUACCCCCGCGGAAGUCGCGUCCCAGCUCCCAACCCAGAACCCCGAUGCCCCGGUCAUGCUCGAUCGGAUCUUCCAGCUGCUGGCCAGCUAUUCUGUGCUCACGUGCACCCUUCGUGACCUCCCCGAGGGCAAGGUUGAGCGGCUUUAUGGUUUAGCUCCGGUGUGCAAGUUCCUGAUGAAGAACGAGGAUGGGAUCUCAAUUGCCCCGCUCAACUUGAUGAACCACAGCAAACUUGCCGUGGAAAGCUGGAACUGCUUAAAAGAUGCGAUUCUCGACGGUGGAAUCCCGUUCAACAAGGCACACGGGAUGACUGCAUUUGACUAUCUAGGCACCGACCCGAGAUUGAACAAGACCUUCAACCGGUUAAUGUCUGAUCUUUCCACCAUUACGAUGAAGAAGAUACUAGAAACGUACAACGGCUUUGAGGGCCUCAAGACAGUGGUUGAUGUUGGAGGCGGCACUGGGGUCGUGCUUAACAUGAUCAUAACCAAAUACCCGUCAAUUAAAGGCAUCAACUUCGACUUGCCUCACGUGAUUGAAAAUGCUCCAUCCUAUCAUGGUGUCGACCACGUUGGAGGCGACAUGUUCGUCAGUGUUCCAAAGGGAAAUGCCAUUAUCAUUAAGUGGAUAUGCCAUAAUUGGAGCGAUGAAGAUUGCGCAAAGCUCCUUAAAAACUGCUACGAUGCGCUUCCGGUAAAUGGUAGGGUGAUCGUUGCAGAACACAUACUCCCCGUGUACCCCGACCCAAGCCUAGCAACCAAGGGAGUGAGCCACAUGGACUGCCUCAUGUUGGCCUACUGCCCUGGCGGGAAAGAGAGGACGGAGAAGGAGUUCGAGGCUUUGGCCAAAGGGACGGGGUUUCAGGGCUUCCGAGUCACGUGUCGCGCUUUCAACUCUUACAUCAUGGAAUUCUUGAAGACCGCUUGAACUGUGCUCUUCGAGGUGGUGAUAUUCACGGUUCCUUGGAUUCGAUAGGUCGCAAAUGACCCUUUUCUUACGCAGUUGCCUUUCGAUUUAGUGUCCUAAGUUGUGCUCAUAAAAUGAAAGAAUAAGUAAGUAACUACAUGAUGCUUGGGGAUGAGACAAAGGAAAAGUUAUAGGAUCUGUAAUUUUAUGUUAAUAAUGUUAAAAUAUGUCUCAAGUUUGAACCCAUUGAAUAAUACUCGGUCUAAAUAAAUUAGACUAAUUGACCUUGUGA
Messenger RNA from Eucalyptus grandis, 1458 nucleotides. RefSeq names its product caffeic acid 3-O-methyltransferase. The record is from RefSeq and is a predicted model, not a curated record. The coding region runs from base 87 to 1187 and encodes 366 amino acids. Lineage: Eukaryota; Viridiplantae; Streptophyta; Magnoliopsida; Myrtales; Myrtaceae. The transcript is spliced from 4 exons. Gene Ontology annotation, molecular function: S-adenosylmethionine-dependent methyltransferase activity; O-methyltransferase activity; protein dimerization activity. Gene Ontology annotation, biological process: methylation.